UAUUUUCUGCGCAAUAGACGUGUUUCGAGGUCCGCUUACGCACGUUCCGUGAAGAUUUAUUUGGAAAUAAGCAAUUAAAUUAUUUCACGUGUAUCAGUUACGAACUAAGUGACGGAAUUAAAUUAUAUAGACUUCCUUUAGAUCCUGGUUUGUUUUGGACUUUGUUGGAGACUUCAAUUGCGAGUUAUUCCGCAAUAAUAACAAGCUGAGUAAUCUAAUAUAGGUAGUUGCUAUCGACUAACGCGGAACACACGAAUGAAGAACUUAGUAUAAAAAAAAUGGACGAAACGUGACACAAAUCAAAAGCUAGCUAAACAUACACAGUGAUCUCAUAAUAAAUCAAAAUGCCGGCGAUACUGACCAAGAUACGGGAGCAAGCGUCGAGGGUUCAGCCGUCGAUAGCUGUCGGCGUCGGUGUUGGCGUGGCCUUAGCGGCGUGUGCGCUCUACGGCACGAGGGAGAGGAAGCAGGCUUCUUGUAACAACAACAAUAAUAAUUAUAAGAUUGCAAAAAAUGGCGAAUUACAUUCAGUGCAGAACGGGUCCAACGGACAAACUUGCGGCGGGCGCUGCGGCGCUGAGCAGUGCGCCCUCUGUCGGGGGGACGUCGAUACCGACAACAAACAGAACAUCGAGGACGCCGAAGAACCAGCCCCAGAAGAGAAGCAUGUCCCCGGUCUAAACCUAGAGUUCCUCCGGCAAAUGGUCUCACUGGCUAAAAUCAUGGUGCCAGGGUUCCGUAGCCACGAAGUAGCCUUGCUGACUGGGCACACGCUGUGCUUGUUCACUAGGACUCUCCUCUCCAUCUACGUGGCAGCUUUAGAGGGGUCUAUAAUGAAACAUAUAGUGCAAAAGGACCUCAAGAAAUUUGCUGCCCUCCUCCUCCAGUGGUUCGGUAUCGCCAUCCCAGCUACCUUCAUCAACUCCAUGAUCAGAUACCUGGAGAGCAGACUAGCCCUGGCCUUCAGGACGAGACUGGUGAACCACGCCUAUGACCUGUACUUCAAGAACCAGACGUAUUAUAGGGUGGCCAAUUUGGAUGCUAGGAUUGAGAACGCUGAUCAUAGAUUAACAGAAGACGUGUCAGUAUUCACGCAGUCUGUGGCGCAUCUGUACGGGUCGCUGACGAAGCCCUGCUUUGAUCUGCUUCUCAUAGUGUUGACCCUGGCCAGCUAUUCUAGCAAAAUGAAGGGCAACAUAUUCAUUGGACCCGGCUUCGCCACAGUGGUCAUCUGCAUGACCGGCCAAGUCCUGCGGAUGCUGUCGCCUCGCUUCGGGGCCUUGGCUGGAGAGGAAGCUCGCAUGAAAGCCAAUCUCCGACAUGUGCAUGCGUCUAUCAUCGCUCAUGCUGAGGAGGUCGCGUUCUACGGUGGACAUAAGGUGGAACUAGGCCAACUCCAAUCCGCCUACAAACAGCUGGUGGCCCAGAUGACGGGCGUCUUCAACAAGAAGCUGUGGUACGUGAUGCUGGAGCAGUUCUGCAUGAAGUACGUGUGGAGCGGCACCGGCAUGGUCAUGCUGGCGCUGCCCAUCCUCACCGGCACCAAGGGAGACGGGUCGACGAGCGAAGGCAUCAGCGCACGAACAGAAUAUAUGACUACUUCUAGACAUCUGCUGAAUUCCGCAGCGGACGCUAUUGAAAGACUUAUGUCCAGUUACAAGGAAGUAGUAACGCUGGCCGGCUACGCCGAACGCGUGUCAGACAUGUUAGAUGUGUUCGGUGAGGUGGCGCGCGGAGAAUGCGUCCGAAACGUCCACGUGUCCGCCUCCAAGGACAACCCUAACGCGUUCCAAGUCACCUUCAGGGACAAGCGGCCUGUGCCGCAAGGAAAAAUCUCCUACACGAACGACCUGUCAAUCCGACUUCGCAACGUGCCUAUAGUGACGCCAGCGUGCGACGUCGUCGCUAGUGGCGUGUCGUUAGACAUCGCGCCAGGCACGCAUCUGCUCAUAGUGGGGCCCAACGGCUGCGGGAAGUCCAGCUUGUUCCGCAUCAUCUCCGGUCUGUGGCCCGUGCACGGCGGCUCGCUGGCCGUGCCGCGGCCGUGCGCCUGCCCGCACUGCUCCGACGAUGCUCCUCCGACCGGCCACUGCACCUCCAGACCCAUCAUGUUCUACAUCCCGCAGCGGCCUUACAUGUCAAUGGGCUCGCUAAUGGACCAAGUGACGUAUCCGACGCGCGUCUCGCCCGACGACCAGGAAGCGUUUGACCGCGCGACGCACAUCCUCAAGGUCGUGCGGCUCGACGCAUGCGCGGCGCGGCAUGGCGGCCUCAAGGCCGUCCGUGAUUGGCGGGCCACGUUGAGUGGAGGGGAAAAGCAGAGGAUGGCUAUGGCUAGAAUGUUCUAUCACAGGCCUGUAUACGCGUUGCUGGAUGAAUGCACGAGCGCCGUUUCCAUGGAAACGGAGGUCGUCAUGUAUGAAGAGGCGGUGAAAGAGGGCAUUACACUCCUCUCUAUCACACACAGGCCUAGCGUGUGGAAAUACCACACUCACGUUCUGGAGUUCGACGGAGCCGGCAGCUGGUCGUUCCGGCCUCUAGAGAAAGACGCGCCCGCCAUCACCCCCUCCCUCCCCCCUCCCACCACCACACAGAGCGACAGUGACUAGACCAUAAACUAGGAAUCCUCUAUACCAUGGUAUAAUAAUAUACUCCGCCUGGUACUCUCUUCCCGUCUUUUCGUGGUCACGUGACUGACACAAGCCUACGUCAUCAUGUGACAGCGCUAUAUGAUAAUAUGCGAUAGCGCUAUAUAUAGCGGCCAUGUUAUUGUGACGUAGGCUUGUGUCACUCUGGGAAGAGAAGACCAUGUUUUAUUAGACUAUGCUUUAUACGGCAAACCGUAAUUAAAGACCGAAAAAAGUAAGAAAAUGUUGCUACUUUUUAGCGCGUCUUGUAUUUAUGUAAAAAUAAGUAAGUAAAAGUACUUUUUUAAAUCGUAGGAGUAAAAUUACUUAUAAAUAAAUUAUCUUAGCGUGAUUAUUUAUCACAAGGAAUUUACUAUAUUACAAACAAAUUAUGGCAGUGGCAACAUUGUCUUACUUUUUUUUAGUCUUAAAUUACGUUUUGCAGUUUAGACGGAGUUUAGAGCAAUUAUUUCAUGAAACCGAUGCUGCCAAAAAUACUGGGGUGCGGGGGACGAGGUGAGCGAGUCCCGUGCCGUGAUUGGUCCGUUCAAAGACACGGGCGUCACACAAAGACACUUGAAUCGAAAAUGGAGUAAAACUACCGCAUAUUGUGGCAGACGGGAGCUAAUAUGCUCAGUCUGGAGGAUGACUUGUCUGUGGAUUAGACAAAUAGAGGACAGAAGUUGUAACCUUUUGACCGCCAGAGACGUUAACUACUGGUUACAGGCCAAUAUCAACCUUCGUGCAAUGUGAUAAGGUUCACGAUGGCGCGCCGCAGAUUAGGCGUAGCGGUCAAAAGGGGUAAUGGUUGUUUGAGUGAGAUUUUGACCAUAACACUGAUUUAAGGCCAGGCCAUACUGGCUGCGUGCGCGAAAAUGCUGGAGCCGUGCACGCACACGUCACGCAAGCGAUGUGUCGUCUCUCAUAAGGAACUGUAUAUUACAACUUGCACGUUGCACACGCAGUCGGUGUGCACAGGCCUUUAAUGUUCAUAAAAGUUUCAUCCAAGACUUAUAGAGAACAUCAAAUCGUGUGAUCAAUUGUAUAAUAUUGACAGAACUAAACCUAUUGUCAUUAGAUUUAACCAAGACUAAACAAAAGCAUUAAGUAUUAAUUCUUAUCCAUUUUAACUGGAAACAUCCAAUAUGUAGUAGAUUUGAGUUUUUCUUUGAUUUUGAGGUUAUGCUUUAACAAAGCAAGUCAUUCAUAAUUUCUUACUAGCGACCGGUCCCGGUUUCGCACGGGUAUAGAAUUUUAAGUUGAAGACAGAUACGGGGGACUUUGUUUAUGAUAUAGUGAUUUUCUAUAGCCGCCCGUAGACAUAGGUACAGUCACCUGCAUGGUACACAACGAAGACCGCAAUAAUAUCUGACACGAUCUUAUUUGUACAGUCAUAAGAGCGUUUCACAUAUUUUUGCAGGGUAACAUAUUUAUUCGAGACGACCCUGUACAAAACGGUAUUCCAUCCCACUGUUUGAAUUUUUUUGUUUGAUUUAAACACACAAGACAAGUAUUGGUUUGUUGGCUGCUAGAGUUAGACCGUAAAAAGUCUGCAGCGAUUUUGAUAGCCCACGCAGUGCAAGUGUCAUUUUAAACGUCAAACUUCUAUGAAAUUAUGACGUAUUAUAACACUUAAACUGCGUGGGCUAUCAAAUCCGCUGCAGACUUUUAUUGGUGCGACUAUACAAGUUGCAGUUCUGGUUAAAUCUAUUGGCGAUUAUUAUAUUCAGAAUGACGAAGUCUCUAAAUAAAGUGACGGUAAGUUUAGCCUUUUAUUCGAAACAGGAAUAUAAGUAAAAUAAACUAAGAUUAUCAAAAUAGUUCGAUUCUUAUACAGGUUGUAACGAAAAUAGUGGGGAUUCGUUUUAGGGCAUUUUCGAUAUCGAGUUCUGAUUCGGAAAAAGUAGAAUAUUUUCUUUGACCUGACCCAUACAAUUUUUUUUUUUGGUGUCAUAAAUGUCUACUUUUUCCUAAUCAUAAACGAAUGCCCACUAUUUUUUUCACCUUGUGUAAGUUUUAUUUCAACUUAGAUUAAGAUAUUUGCUUAUGAUUUUUCUGUUGGCUAUGCAAAUUCUAAUAUUAUUAAUUUUGGGGUCCGAAAUUAAUUAUUUGGUAAGUAUUGGCUCUUAGUUCAAGCGUAUACUUACUAAUGAAUCUAUUUCUUCGAGAGAAAUUUUAUUGAACACAAAGUUAGGACUUCUAAUUCGUAUGUAUUAGAAAUAUACCUACAUAUAGGUUACAAUCAGAUAUAGCUACAAUGCUGGACAAAAUAUAUAUGUGUGGAUCAGCAUUAUAUUACUAGAAAAAAUUGUUAGAAAAAUUAUUAUUACACUUGCAAUAAAGUUUAAUUUGAAGUAAGAUGGGGUAAGAUUAUCACCGGGGUAAUACUAUCACUUGUAUGGAAUCCUCAUACUAUUUGUCUUGUCCCAAGCAAAAUAAUCUGUGUUAGUCUUACCCCACCUUAUCUCAAUUGAGCAUUUUUUUGUUAUAAAUGUGCUGAAAUAUAAGAUCAAACUAAUAACGAAAUACUUCAAUAAACUUUGAUUAUAGGUUUGAUUUCUUAAUAUGAAUAUGUGGCGUUAUCUAUGAAAAGGGACCUUAUUGUCGAUGGCGCUUACGCCAUUAUUAAAGAUGCUCCGAUAUAAAUACAAUGCUGCGCGACGCUGUGCGGCGUAAGCGCCAUCGACAAUAAUGUCCCUUUUCUUAGAUAAUGCCCCAUAUAAAGAUGUACGUUUACGUACAUAAACCAUAUGUAAAAAAAACCUAUUUUAGACUCUUAAAUUGUUUUUUUAGAGUUACAUAGUUUUUUAUUUGUUCGUAAGACUUUGAAACGAAAACACUUGGUAUUUCUGGUAUUUAGUGUCUAAUUAGCAGCAUAUUUUAAACCAUUGGUUUGUUUAUGUCAUGUUUGUUUUUAUACAAAAUGUAAAGCAGGCCACUGACGAGCCUUCCAAAUGGACGCCGUUACAAUGGAUUCAUCCAAAUGGACGGCAUCCUAAUAUUAAACAUUGUACUUUUUUGACAUUCACGGACCGAUUUUGGAUUGCAGCCACGCUAUUUGGACUGUUGGAAGGCUCGUCAGUGGCUACCUUAAUUUGACUUGUUCAACUUAAAGAAACAAUGUAUUGGGCUUAAAAACUUGUAGAAAAAAAUCGUGUGUGCGAGUAUGUGUAAUCGAUGAAAAUACUAAUUUGUACCUUUUGUUUUAAAUUAAAACAACGUUUUAAGUUACAAAAUAACCAAGAAUUAUGUAAACAAGGAUGUUGUAGCUAUAAAAUAUUAUUAAAAACAUUACAAUCAGAGAUUCCUAGAUUUUUUCCAAAGUAAUCAAAAACGGGGUAUUAUCAAUUAUGCCCCUGUAAUUUAGCUGUGUUAUUAUUAUCAUAUUGUACCAGUUAUAGUGUUAUUUAUUUUUUAAGAAUCGGGUGAUACGGGGUGGUGACAACUUUUGUAUAAAGUCAGACCAAGAAUGGUCUGCAGCGGAUUUGAUAGCCCACGCAGUGAAAGUGUUAUUUUAAACGUCAAACUUCUAUGAAAUUAUGACGCAUUAAUGAUACUUGCACUGAGUGGGCUAUCAAACCCGCUGCAGACUUUUUGUGGUCUGACUCUAAAUAUUUUUUAUAGGCUGCUCAGUUUUUUAUCCUCGCCAGUUUUUGUAUUUUUUUUAAUGUUGCCACCCAAAAAAAACUAAGAAAAUUUUGAUAGAGAUUAAUAUUCGAAAUGGCUGUUUAUGUUUUAAGGUGUUUUGUCUUUUUUACCUCUUGGAUUGUACAGUCAGCAGCAGAAGUUGCUAAGCGGACCAGGUGUUCAAAAUAUUGUUGACGCGACUUUAUUGUUACGAGAAUAAGAGCGUGUCAAGAUUAUUUUGAACACCUCGCCCGCUUAGCAACUUCUGCUGCUGACUGUAUGUUUUAUAUAUUAUAGACAAUUUAGUGUAUUAUACAGUCAGAUACAAAUACAUCUGACCUCCAAGAAGUUUGUUUGCCGUGGGGUCACUAUUUUCUGUUGCUGACUAUACAAUGUAAAAAUCAGUCUGCACCGAAUAUAUACACGGUGUAACAUGAGGAAACCGAAUAAUUUUAACAGCGUAUUCCUGAUCAUAUUUAGAGACAAAAAUGUCCUAUAAACUUUUUUGAAAUUCGCCUAGUUCCAGGGAUAAUAUUAAUUAAAAAAUAAACAAGUUUUUAUUGUUACAUAGUGUAUAAGGCCUUUUUGAUGGUGAUGUUGCUGCUAUGGGACGUAGUCUAAAUAUCCUUAUUGAUAGAUGUCAAAAAGUGACAAGUAGGUAACUCUUUGCAAAAAAGUAGGUUUUACGAAAAAAAAUAAAAAAAUCAAUUUUAAGUGACAAGUUUAGCAAUAACAUAAAUUUUUUUAUGUACAAAUACAUUCAAAAAAUUUUAAAAACCAAAAAAAAAAAAUUUUUUUUGUCGAAAUUGACCUAAACUCGUUACAUUUUUUCCUUCUUUUGACCUCAGAAAUGCGUGGUUAAAAUUAUUCGGUUUCCUCAUGUUACACCGUGUAGUGACGCCCAAAGUAGCCAUUAUGGAAGGUAACAAAGAUGUGUAACGAUAUAUUUGGCCACUUUGACCGUCAGUAGGGUAUUUGAAGAUGACUGUACAGUCGCUGUCAGAUAUAUCGGAGCGGCCAAGGUGUUCACAAUAUCUGAACACGCACUCUAACGCCUUGGCAAUAGAGGUGUGUUCAGAUAUUUGUGAGCGCCUUGGGUGCUUCGAUAUAUAUGAUGGCGACUGUACAUAAGAUAUACUAAUUUCAAAAAAUGUGAUGGUUAUGAGAAUUUAUUAAGUCAGAGAUUUCAUUGACAUUAAUUCGGUAUUUUAUUUUUUAUUACUAUAUUUUGUCGGAUUUUUAUAUAAUUAAGACAUAUCGUGUAUUCUUAUGGACCAGGACCUAACUUAGCUAUGUAUAGCGAAACGUAUUAUUUAUUUACAUGGAGUUAUUCCUACCAUUUGUAAAUUGUAAAUACCUAAUAAAUAUUAGUUGUAAGCGACUUGAGGGAUAUUCGUGAGAAAUAAACGGGGUUUUAUAAUUA
This is a messenger RNA of Cydia fagiglandana, 7677 nucleotides long. It is a transcript of the gene ABCD, whose product is annotated as ATP-binding cassette sub-family D member 1. Gene Ontology annotation, molecular function: ATP hydrolysis activity; long-chain fatty acid transmembrane transporter activity; ATP binding. The transcript is spliced from 16 exons. Bases 345 to 2609 code for a protein of 754 amino acids. The record is from RefSeq and is a predicted model, not a curated record. Gene Ontology annotation, cellular component: peroxisomal membrane. Gene Ontology annotation, biological process: peroxisome organization; fatty acid beta-oxidation; very long-chain fatty acid catabolic process. Lineage: Eukaryota; Metazoa; Arthropoda; Insecta; Lepidoptera; Tortricidae.